Molecule: messenger RNA, 2411 nt
Organism: Microcebus murinus (gray mouse lemur)
Lineage: Eukaryota; Metazoa; Chordata; Mammalia; Primates; Cheirogaleidae
Gene: NSG1
Product: neuronal vesicle trafficking associated 1
Biological process (GO): clathrin coat assembly; endosomal transport
Cellular component (GO): membrane; endosome
Molecular function (GO): clathrin light chain binding
Source: RefSeq, a predicted model, not a curated record
CAGCGGCUUUCUCGGUUCACUGCCCGGGAUUCUCCUGACUCUCAGUUGGCUGAUGGAAAUCGCCUGGCCUCAGACGCUCGCCAGUGCAAACGGGGACCCUGAGCAAAGGGUGCGACAAUAACGACUUCGGAGGACGCCUCCUCUGCCCUGGCGGUGCCCAGCGCGUGGCCCAGGUGCCCGGGCAGCAGCGCCAUCCUCUGGGCGCAGGCCCACGCCCAGCUCGCCUCCCUCCACAGCCCUUUCACCGGCUGCAGCCUCGGGUCCCCGCAACCAUGGUGAAGUUGGGGAACAAUUUCGCGGAGAAGGGCGCCAAGCAGCCGCUGCUGGAGGAUGGCUUCGACACCAUUCCUCUGAUGACGCCCCUCGAUGUCAAUCAACUGCAGUUCCCGCCCCCGGAUAAGGUGGUCGUGAAAACCAAGACUGAAUAUGAACCUGACCGCAAGAAAGGGAAAGCACGUCCUCCCAAAAUAGCUGAGUUCACGGUCAGCAUCACUGAGGGUGUCACGGAGAGGUUCAAGGUCUCCAUGCUGGUCCUCUUUGCGCUGGCCUUCCUCACCUGUGUCGUCUUCCUGGUCGUCUAUAAGGUGUACAAGUAUGACCGCGCCUGCCCGGACGGGUUCGUCCUCAAGAAUACCCAGUGCAUUCCAGAAGGCUUGGAGAGCUACUAUGCAGAGCAAGACUCCAGUGCCAGGGAGAAAUUUUACACGGUCAUAAACCACUACAACCUGGCCAAGCAGAGCAUCGCGCGCUCGGUGUCGCCCUGGAUGUCGGUUCUGUCGGAAGAGAAGCUGUCCGAGCAGGAGACUGAAGCAGCUGAGAAAUCUGCUUAGCGGGAUGGGCAAGCUCCCUACAAUGUGUCACUUGAAGGUAACAGAGGGACUUUGAGGGACAUUUCAUUAAAUACAAUUACUGGUAAUUUAGAGGUUACUCAUUUACGGUGCAAUUGCUUCUGUUUGCUAAUGCUGCUUUGCAAAUAAAGCUUGCUGCCGACCACCCAUGGGCAUAAAAUCAAGUGCAUAUCGGCAUUGCCUAAAGAGCUCUGACUCCACUUUUCAUGUUAAGAUCUUAAUUUAGCUCAUUUAUUGGGAUUUAUUGGAUGCUGUCAAAAAAUAAAUUUACACUGGAUAUGCCAAGGGUUUGGACUUCCGAUAAAUAAUGCAUUUUCUGGAAUUGAUUUUUUUAAGCCACCUUGUUGUCUGCAAACCUUACUCCAUAGCUAAUCUAGAGUGAUCUCUUGUUUUGCUAAGAGCAAGACUCACUUGACGUUUCUUCCCGUCUGCCAUUGGCUGGAGCAGUGCCGACUGCCAGGGCGCCGGCAGUGAAUGGUGCGAUUCUGGAGUGGGAGAGCCUGCGACAAGGCAGCUUGGUGUGGGUGUGCUGCCGCUGCCCCCAGACGCCUCUGUCCCGUCCCUUGGCUCUGGCGUGUUGAUAAGGGCGGGGCACUGCUGGGUGGAGAUGUGGUGGACUGGUGGAGCUUGAGAGGGAGGGGGCUUGGCAAGAGAUGCCCCUGGGCUACGAGGCUGCAGAGCUGCCAGCUCUCCCUGUAGGUGGGCUGUCCGCUCUGGGACGUGCCCAACAGGAAGCCCCGCUGGCCCUUUCGUUCACUUCUGUUAUGAAUAAAUUUGCAACAACAGCCUUGUUAGCAAGUAAGUUUUUAAAAAAUUAGCUGGGAAGAGUGAAAAUGUAAUUGCUGGUAAGCCAGGGCUAGUUUAAUUUUUAUUUUGUGAAACAGAUCUAACUCCCUUGAGGUGAGAACCAGGCAGGAAAGGCGAGGGGAGGGCUGGUGUGGCACCGUGCAAAUGCAAUGAUGACAUUUCAACUCAUAACCUUUGUACGAAAAUUAUGUUUCCAUUUGAAUCUUGACAUUAAAGUAUGUUUACAAAAUUGCCAGUUAGAUAAACUAAGUGUGUAAGAUAAUUAAAUACAAAAAAGACAUUCACAGCCGUUUCUUCCAUGUUAUUUGAAUGUGUUGUUUCUGGUGGACAUGUCAGAAGUUUCACUGUUUUUUCAGUAGCUCAGAAAUAAAUGACAAGUAGUGCGGAUUUGUUGUGAACGAGCCUGGUGAUCAUGGUCAACUCCACAACUGUUGUCUGAAAAGUGCUCCCAACACAUGAGAUGGAGCUUAUUACCAAGGGUGUUUGAAACGAAGACCAGGACCUUGACAUAGUGACUGUGCAUCACAGAGGCAGGUGCCACAAAGGACGUGGCUAAGCCGUGGGAAAUGCCUAAGGAAUAAUAAAUAAAGGCCAAAACCUUCCCUGCCUAAAUAUAAACAAGCAAAGCCCAUGUAAGCACAGGUCAAAGGCAAACCCCAUUUGUAUUUUCUCGUAGACAUGUACUUUGUUGACUGUAAAUUCACUCACAUGUAACCUCUGACAUUUCACUCUGUGCAAAUAAAGAACACGAGGACA